Messenger RNA from Phaedon cochleariae (mustard beetle), 2255 nucleotides. Lineage: Eukaryota; Metazoa; Arthropoda; Insecta; Coleoptera; Chrysomelidae. The record is from the annotation of a GenBank genome assembly.
GAAUGUUCACCUCCCACGACGUCAAUCAAGACGCCACUCGGCGCUCGACGCUCCAAUAAUGACGUCGCGACGCUUCAACAAGCUCCCGCGACCUAUAUUGUAGGAAAAUAAUGGUAAAUCCUCUGUCGAUGAUCCGAAUAAGGCCCAGAAGAUGAAAUUCGCUGAGCAUCUGACGGCUCACAUCACACCAGAAUGGAGAAAACAGUAUAUCAACUACGAGGAAAUGAAAGCGAUGCUGUAUGCUGCAGUAGAACAAGCUCCUUCUGCAGAGCUAGUCGAACCUGAAAUUUCCACUAGAUAUUUCGCCAAAUUCGAUGAAAAAUUCUUCUCUUUCUGCGACAAGGAACUCACCAAAAUCAACACUUUUUACUCAGAGAAAUUGGCUGAGGCAUCAAGGAAAUAUGCAAGUUUGAAAAGUGAACUGUGCGAAACACAAGACCUUGAGUUCAAAGGUAAGAGGAACUCAGUGCGCACCAAGUUGCUAAGGAAGAAAAACAUACCAGCCAGAAAAAUUCAAGAAAUCAAGUUAGCCUUCAGCGAGUUCUAUCUAAGCUUGAUUUUGUUGCAGAACUACCAGAAUCUCAAUUUCACUGGCUUUCGUAAAAUACUGAAAAAACACGAUAAGUUGUUGUCCGUCGAAUUCGGAGCGAAAUGGAGAGUGGAACACGUGGAAGGAUCCUUUUUCCACGUGAACAAAGACAUAGACCGUCUGAUAAGAGAAACAGAGACGGCGGUGACUCAAGAGCUCGAAGGUGGGGACAGACAGCGAGCCAUGAAGCGAUUGAGGGUGCCUCCCCUCGGGGAGCAUCAGAGCCCUUGGACGACCUUCAAAGUAGGGUUGUUCUCCGGAGCGCUCAUAGUGCUUCUCGUAUCAGUCAUUUUGUCAGGACUGUUCCGCGAAAGGAAUGAUUGGGUGAUAGUGAUAAGGCUCUACAGAGGCCCAUUCCUCAUCAUCGAGUUCCUCUUCUUGUGGGGCAUCAACAUAUACGGCUGGCGGUCCUCAGGCGUCAACCACGUUUUGAUAUUCGAAAUGGACCCCAGGAACCAUCUUUCCGAGCAGCACAUCAUCGAAAUGGCCGCCGUUUUCGGGGUCAUUUGGUCCAUUUCGGUGUUGUCGUUCAUCUACAGCGAUCAGCUCGGCGUUCCUGCCUACGCUUGUCCCUUGGCUUUGAUCGUAGUUAUGGUUUUGUUCGUCGUCAAUCCCACUAGGACCUUCAGAUACGAAGCUAGAUUUUGGGCUCUGAGGGUUAUGGGAAAAGCAGUAAUGGCUCCAUUUUUCUACGUAUCUUUUGCCGACUUUUGGGUGGCUGAUCAGCUCAACAGUUUGAUGACACUAUUCACGGAUAUGCAGUAUUUUGUAUGCUUCUACUUAACCAAUACCAGUUGGUCAGAAGGCCAAAAUGCUAAAUAUUGUGUGGAAAAUUUCCUCGCUUUCAGGGCUUUCGUAACUUGUUUACCACCAUGGUUCAGGUUUGCUCAGUGCCUGAGGAGAUACAGGGACACAAAGGAAGCUUUUCCUCACAUAGUCAAUGCAGCUAAAUAUGGAACGUCCUUUUUCGUUAUAAUUUUCUCAGCUCUCAACAAAAUGUAUGCCACAGCUAACGGAGACAGUCCUUUCUUCUAUUUAUGGAUAGCUGCAUCAAUUAUCAGCUCUUGCUAUGCAUAUACUUGGGAUAUAAAACUAGACUGGGGAUUGUUUGACCCCAAAGCAGGUGACAACAAAUUCCUGCGCGAAGAGAUAGUAUAUUCUUCAACGUGGUUUUAUUACUUCGCAAUUGUUGAAGACUUGAUCCUGAGAUUUGGCUGGGCGAUCUUGAUAUCCAUGACAGAAAUGGGAUAUGCGUUAGAAAAUUCAAUGGUGACAGUAUUAGCACCUCUCGAAGUUUUCAGGAGAUUCAUCUGGAACUUCUUCAGAUUAGAGAAUGAGCAUCUGAACAACUGCGGGAAAUUUCGAGCAGUUCGUGAUAUCUCAGUAGCCCCACUUGACACGAGUGAUCAGAUGCUCAUAGUCCGCAUGAUGGACGAAGAAGAUGGGGUUGUUAACAGGAGAAGGAAGAAGAAUAAAAUCGUACAACCUAGGUAUACCUUAGAAGGGGAAUCCACAGACGAUAUGGACUGAUUGGGUUCUGAUGAGACCUUACAUCUUGACUAUGCCCAUCAGUUUCCCGGACCAAGAUACAUGGUGCCCCUAUGAGUAGACGUUGUAAAAUCAAAAUUGUAAUGUUGAUAUUGAAUGGAGUAAAUUAAUGUUUUGU